Molecule: messenger RNA, 1900 nt
Organism: Syngnathus typhle (broad-nosed pipefish)
Lineage: Eukaryota; Metazoa; Chordata; Actinopteri; Syngnathiformes; Syngnathidae
Product: natterin-3-like
Exons: 4
Coding region: 664-1839 (391 amino acids)
Source: RefSeq, a predicted model, not a curated record
CCAUUUGCACAAAAACUAUUCUCUUCUGUCCAAAUGUAUGUAAAUAAUUGGUGAGUAGGUCAAUAAGUACGUACAAAUAAAUAAAUGGGGGAAUGUAAAAAAAAAAAAAAAAACAGGAACGUGAAGAAAUUGAAAAGGAAUAUUGUGAAGUCGGAUGAAGAGUCGGCGCUUCAGGAGACAGACCGGUGCUGCACUUUGACCCCAUGACAAUAUUAUCUUGUUGUCUUUUCAUGUCAAUGAUCCUCCAUCUUAUCCUGGGUAUUAUGUGAUAAGUCCGUGAUAUGAAAGCAGCCAGAACAUUUGCUCAACUAUUCAUCCUUCCGACUCAGAUGCGAGAAGAUUUGGGGUGAUACGAAUGAUUUAGAGAGGGUGUACCAAAUGGAGUGUUACGUAACACUUGAUCCCCUGUACAUCAUCAAGUUGUGAGUGACAUUGCGUGUUCAAUGCAGGUGGUUUGUUACUUGUGCGUUACGUGUUGCAUUUUUUGCCGAUUUCAUAUCACGUGUCUGUGAAAUACGGUUGUGUUUCCACGAGGCUGCGUUGCAUUGCGAGUGACGUGCGUUACAUUUGAGUCGGUGUUAAAGAAGGCGUGUCUUGAAGUGUGGCCCAUAAAAAUCUGGCGUGGACAGAAGAGGAGUCAGUAGGGCGAAGCACGCAGUCAGGAUGAGGGCGCUGUUGUUGCUGUGCGCGCUUGUGGGCGUGGCUAGUACUGGCGUACAAGAUGUAAUCCAGAGGAGCGCCCAACGCAGAAAAGCGUCCCUUCUCAACCCGCAGCUAGAGGGCAUCGUUCCGGACCGAGCUCCGGCCCUGCCCGCGGCUCCGGCCACCCCCGCCGACCUGCUGCAACGGGAGACCCUGCCUUCCGACUUCCUGUUCGGCGACAACGUCAACCUGGAGUGGCGGCAGUGGAACGGCUCGCUGCCCAACGGCGCGGUUGCCAUCUACAACGGCUACACAGAGCGUACCGACUACGUGUGCAUGUACAAGUGCGAAGCGGGCUUCUACAACGCCGCCCUGGGGCCCUACUGCCGCUACCCUUACGGGGACGCUGAGUACUACGCCCCCGAGUUCCACGUGCUGGUAAACAGGGACAACUUUGAGUUCCUGGAGUGGAAGGAAGGCUCGUACGGAUCCGUGCCGCCGCACGCGGUGCGGACAUGCCUCGGCGUUGGCAUCUUUGUGGGCAGGAACAAGUACGGCCUCGGCAAGGUGGUGCCCCAGUUUGAGGCCUUCUUCUUGCCGUGGGAGGGCGACGAGUACUGGUACAAGAGGUACCAAGUGUUGACCGUCAACCGGGAUGCGUACACGCAGCACAUCUCCCACGUCCACUACGACCUGGACCGCGUGGCCAUUUUCCAGUACCCACCCGAGACCAUGCGCAUCUCUGCCGUCACCAAUAACGAGUGCCAGGCGGUGAGCAAGACGGUCAGCAUCUCCAAGACCAGCGAGAAGGAGACCACAUGGAACAUCGGCCGUGCCACCAUGUUGGGUAUCACUGGCAGCAUUACGGCCAAGAUCCCAUUGAUCGGCUCGGGCGGUCUGGAGCUGAGUGGCGAGAAGACGCUGCAGUUCUCCCGCGGGACCACCCUGGUGGAGGCCAUCUCCCACUCGGUAUCGGUGGAGCUGACGGUGCCUCCCAACCACUCGUGCAGGGUGCGAAUGGAGGGCCGCAAGGUGAAGGCCGACGUCCCGUACACGGCCCGCCUCAGCCGCACCUACCGCAACGGCGACACCCAGUGGACAUCCGUGUCGGGCACCUAUGACGGCGUCCAGAUUGGAGAGGUGCGCGCCGUGGUGGAUCGCUGCCAGCCUGUGGAGGACGCGCAGCCAUGCCCGUGACCAACGCCGUGUUGUCGUGUGACGCCAGCUCAUUGUUUGCAAUAAAGAUAUGACAAAAAUG